AAAUAAUGGUUUUGUGGGGAAGUGUCGUCACUCCCAUUUGCUAAUGGCUUCCAUUAUUUGGGCUUUGCUGGGCGUCAUCCCUCGAAACCUGGGGGAGGUGGAUCCUGUCCUGUUUACCUUACGUAGCCCUCCAGCGCUGUUCCUGGUGAAUGCACAAUGCCCUCCUAGGUACCUACCUACCUACCUACCUACAUUUGUGUUCCAACUGCCCGCAAUCAAUCCUCACCAAGUUUCUUUCCUUCUUUCCUUCCCGUCAUCGUGAAGGAUUGGUUUGAUUCGCAACAUUUCUUGCCAUCCUAUCCCCUUUACCUCACCCAUCGCCAUUCUCAUGCUCACUCCUCAAAACCUCGGAUACCUUUGCUUUUAAAGAUAUUCUUACAAACUCGUAUAUA
This is a messenger RNA of Hypoxylon trugodes, 392 nucleotides long. RefSeq lists its product as uncharacterized. The transcript has a single exon. Lineage: Eukaryota; Fungi; Ascomycota; Sordariomycetes; Xylariales; Hypoxylaceae. The coding region runs from base 44 to 262 and encodes 72 amino acids. The record is from RefSeq and is a predicted model, not a curated record.